Messenger RNA from Actinia tenebrosa (Australian red waratah sea anemone), 3571 nucleotides. RefSeq lists its product as uncharacterized. The record is from RefSeq and is a predicted model, not a curated record. Gene Ontology annotation, cellular component: plasma membrane. Gene Ontology annotation, molecular function: transmembrane transporter activity. Lineage: Eukaryota; Metazoa; Cnidaria; Anthozoa; Actiniaria; Actiniidae. Gene Ontology annotation, biological process: nitrogen compound transport.
AUUCCCUACUCGGGUGUUAUGAUGAAAAAUUGAAAAUAUUUCAAUCAAAAAGAUACGUGUUGACUACAAAAACUUUACAGUCUAGUGAAAGCCUAAUUCAACUGUCAGUUAUUUUGACCCUUACACUACAAGGACGUCUGUGAAGUCCGUAGUAAAAUUACUGGGCCUCGAUCGCUAUUUAAUAUGCAUAUCACGAGGUAUAAAACUGAAAAGGUGCGCAGUUCAACGCAGUUUUGCUCCUCGUGUUGAGCCGACAACAAGAUGGCAACUACUGCCGAUCGAGAGGAAGAAGAAAGACUUCAAGAAAGCAUUCGAAACAAAUGCCUUCACGUUACAUUUGGCAAAGGGCGCUUUCGGUUCAAUUUUAACCCUGUGGUUACCAUAGUCUCUGCCCUUUUGAUUUGGGUGUUUGUGAUCCUCUGCCUUACAGAGACAGCCAUAAUAUCCGCUGAAAUGGUAAAAUGGAUGAAAUGGGUGACCAAAACAUGGACAUGGUUGUACAUAGGAACACAAGAUGUGUGGGCUUUCUUCUUGAUCUACUYAUAUUUCAGCAAAUACUCCCAAAUCAAGCUGGGAAAGGACGACGACAAACCGGAAUUUUCUGACUCAACCUACUUUACAAUGCUGUUUGCUGCUGGUAUCGGAACAGGGAUGUUUUUCUAUGGCGUGGCGGAACCUGUCUAUCACUAUGCCCCUGGAGGAGAAUGGGGUAACCGUUAUCAAGGAAGAUACUCUGACAACCAAAAGGCUCAAGAUGCCAUAAACCUGACCAUCUUCCAUUGGGGCGUACAUGGUUGGAUAGUCUACGACCUGGUCGCUCUAGUCCUCGGCUUCCUCACCUUCCGUAGAGGCUUGCCUAUGACAAUGAGAUCGUGCUUCUAUCCACUGAUUGGUGACAAGGUUUUUGGGAUUUUCGGCGACGUGAUUGACAUCCUGACUGUCGUGUGCACCAUGUUCGGCGUAUGUACCAGCCUGGGUAUCGGCGUCUUGUUGAUCAACAGUGGUGUACAUCGAUUGAAUGACAACAUAGGGGUAAACAAGAAUAACCAAAUCAUCCUGAUUUGGGGCAUCACUAUAUUGGCAACACUCUCCGUGGUUAGCGGUCUGAAGGUUGGGAUCCGCCGUUUGAGUGAGAUUUGUUUUACCCUUGGGAUGUUCCUUUGGUUCUAUGUGUUAUUCGCAGAUGACACUUGGUACCUUCUGAAUGUCUUUGUCCAGUCUCUUGGUUAUUAUCUGCAGUGGCUGGUGCAGCUGGGCUUCCACACCGAUGCCUUUGCACAGCUUGGAGACGCUCCUGACAAGAAACAAGCACCAGGAUGGAUGAAUAGCUGGACAGUAUUCUACUGGGGAUGGUGGAUCGCUUGGGCGCCUCUUGUUGGUAUAUUUAUCGCCAAGAUUUCCAGAGGGCGUACCAUUCGAUCGUUCAUCACCUACACCCUCACUAUCCCAGUCGUGUAUUGCCUGAUGUGGUUUUCUGUGUUCGGUGGCGCAGGUCUACGUAUGGAAAGAGCAGCACAGAAUGCCAAUUUAACUUGUGGUGUGAAUGCCACGCAAACAGAUGGAACCCUGUACCGUCUGUCGUGCCGAUCAAACGGAGGAGACAUGUGGUUCGAUGUUAUCUUACAAUAUGGUGGAAGUGCAGAAUUCCUGUCCGGGAUAUCCUUGGUUUCGAUGGUUCUCUACUUUGUGACCAGCUCAGACAGUGGUUCUCUUGUAAUCGAUAGCGUUACGUCCAACGGUCACCCAGAUCCACCGGUCAUUCAAAGGAUUUUCUGGGCGUUGACCGAAGGAGCAGCCGCAACAGCACUGGUCGCCGCCGGCAGCAGAAAAGCCAUGGACGCCUUGCAAGCUGUCUCCAUCUGCUCUGGGCUUAUCUAUACAUUGGUCGUCAACUUCGUAUGUGUUGCGCUAUGGAGGACGCUUAAGAUAGAAGCGGGUGACAUGGAUCCUAAUGGACCCCAUUUCAGUACCGGUCUGUUAGAUUACAUUUAUAACCUAACCUCCUGUAAAGCGUUUGGGCGUUUAAUACUGGCUGUGUUUGCUCCCUGGUGGUCAGCUGGUAACGCCGCAGGAAAGCUGUCCCAAUACAAGUGCAUUGUGGCCAUGGUUUUUGUGGCUUUGCCGUUUUAUACCUGGAUUAUGCUGGAAAUUUUCCAAGUUUUUGAUAAGACCUGUAUGUAUAUCGGCUGGGCCAUCUACAUGGGGUUCGUGGCGUACGGUACGGGUAUUCGAGCUUCGAUAAGAGAAAAGUUCCAUAUUGAUGGUAACCUCGUCGAAGACAUGUUUGCUAUGAUGUUGGUGUAUCCAUUGGCUGUACUACAGAUGGAGGACCACAUGAACAAGAACAUCUACGAGUUGGAGGUCAAGAGGGAAGAAAAUGGAGCUCCCAAUGAAGUUAUUAUCAACUUGAACGUUGUUCGUCGUAAGUCUGGGGUUGAAGAUCAGAAUUCGGGAGCAGAAAAGGUAAAAAAUGGACGAGAACCAGCUGAAAACUACCGUUUAUCCACAUUUAUGUAAUCCAAUAAAUAAACACUGUGUUAGUCUUGUCUUCAGAUGUCGACGAUGUUCUGAACACUGAGCAUGCGCCACCCUCCCACCAAAGACCGCUGACUCAAGAUGGACUUUACUCCAAAUAGUUAAUCAAGAAUAUAAUCUAAUAAUAAAAUGCAGUAGAAUUCUUUUAGUUAGUUUAGUCAGUAAAACAAUGAUUAAGCAGCUGAAUUUAGUUAGGUAAGAUAUAUAAGAAUAUAUAAAAAGUUAUAAACUAGCAACUGGUUAGGACGACAUUGAGAGUGUAUUUUCCUAUAUUUCAUAUUGUAGCAACUAGUGUUCCAGUUGAGACAUAAAGAUGUUUUAAUAUUUAUGGUUUUACGAGCACCUAUUUAACCAUUUUCUUAACCAAUUACUAAAAAAUCAGUGCAUAUUCAAUUUUUUGGUAACAUUAAUUUUUACAAGUUAAAAAUGUAUCGAUUUAUUAUUUAUACCGGCAUUUUUAAUAACAAGACUAAUUUGCAUAACAAGAAGAUCCCAUAAUGCACUGUGUAUGUUAAACCAAUCCAAGGCAUUUGUCGCAGUUGAAAAAAAACCAUAUGGACAACGGUAUUCUUGUGAAAGUAGGAGGACGCUCCACGCCGUUUGGGUUGGGUGGAAAGAUCGUUACUAAGAGAAACUGCGACAAAUGCCUUGGAUUGGUUUAACAUACGCGGCGCGGCAGCCAUGUUGACUUGAACAAUAGAUUUUUCCACGCGUAGCUUCGCAUUCAAGUGCUUGAGAAUACAUUUAUGCGAGUGAAACAGAAGUUUUUAUUCUCAUGAGAAUAAACAUGGCUGAUUCGUGUUGGUAUAGACCCUUCCCAAAAACUUUUUGGAUGCGCAAAACGCAUAAAAUUGCAAACAAAAAACAAAAAACAAAUCACGCUUUUUCUUGAUGGAAUUCGUUGCAUUUCUUUCGUAUUUCCAUUUUAGCCUUGCAUCCAUGGUAAUUUUGUGAAAAGUCCUUUUUAAAAAUGUAAAUAAUUAAAUACAGUGAUACGUAGGUAACAUUAAAGAGGAAUAUCGAAAAGUGAAGUUUC